Molecule: messenger RNA, 3939 nt
Organism: Sceloporus undulatus (fence lizard)
Lineage: Eukaryota; Metazoa; Chordata; Lepidosauria; Squamata; Phrynosomatidae
Gene: ZNF335
Product: zinc finger protein 335
Exons: 25
Coding region: 162-3554 (1130 amino acids)
Biological process (GO): regulation of gene expression; brain development; positive regulation of neurogenesis
Cellular component (GO): nucleus
Molecular function (GO): RNA polymerase II cis-regulatory region sequence-specific DNA binding
Source: RefSeq, a predicted model, not a curated record
UUGCUGUGACAAGUGAGGAUGACGGCGGGGCGCAAACAACCCAGUACCUCAUCCUGCAGGGGCCAGAUGAUGGUGCCCCAGUGAUUUCCCAGGUGGCCAGCUCUACUCUGGCCCACAGCUUGGCUGCAGAAACCCUGGCGGAUGGCCCCACCUCCACUUGCAUGGAGCACCCGGUCCCCCUGGAGCCGCCUAUGCAUUUGGACCAGACCGGAGAGCCAGACCUGGAGAGCCUGGAGGAGCUGAUGGAGGUGGUGGUGGUUCAGCAGUUCAAGUGCAAGAUGUGCCAGUACAAGAGCGCCUCCAAGCAGACCCUCAUCCACCACAUGCGGGAACGGCACUUCCAGACAGCAUCAGCCACCGGCCUGAAAAAGGGACGCCCAUGUAAGAGAGUUCUUGUGGCAAAGAUGCUGGAGAAAGUGCAGGAGGAGGAAGAAGAGGAGGACGACAUUGUGGACGCAGGAGCUAUUGAUGACCCCAAAGGUGACAGUGACUACAACCCAGCUGAGGACGAGCCCCGAGGACGUCUGCCCAAGCUCAGCCACCCCCUUCCCACCUCCAGCGAGGAGCCACUGCGUCGGCGCCCAGGGAGGCCCCGAAAAUUUCCUCGCCUGGAGGUCCUCCCUCAGCAGGAGGGUGGCGAAAGGGAGCCGGUGGUCUCAUCCCAGUGUGCCCCCCAGGAAGGCCUGCGGGGCCCUGAGGCAGCCACCUCUUCUGAUCCAGGGCCUUUGGGUGGCGAAAGCCCUGCAGAGCCUGUGGUGAGCCAGUCUGACUCAGAGAACAGGGACCCUGCUACCCGACAGGAGCCUGAUGUUGUGCCCCGGCGGCGCGGCCGGCCCUCCCACCGUUUCCUGGGCAAGAAAUACCGCAAAUACUUGGGACGAAGGUACUGCUAUAAGUCAGCCAAGCCUCUGAUGCGCCCCUUCCUGUGCCGGAUCUGUGGCUCCCGGUUCCUCACGCAGGACGACCUGCGCUUCCAUGUCAACUCCCACGAGGCAGGAGACCCCCAGCUCUUCCGCUGCCUGCAGUGCAGCUACCGCUGCCGGCGAUGGUCAUCUCUGAAGGAGCAUAUGUUCAACCACGUGGGGAGGAAGCCCUACAAGUGUGAUGAGUGUGACUACACCAGCGUUUACAAGAAGGACGUCAUCCGUCAUUCUGCGGUGCACAAUCGUGACAAGAAGAAGCGAGUUGAUCUGCCCCCCAAGCGGAGCUCCUUCCCUUGCCCCAUCUGCGACCGCAUCUAUUCAAUGCAAAAGAGGCUCACCCAGCACAUGAAGACACACAGCAGUGAGAAGCCCCACAUGUGUGACAAGUGUGGGAAGUCCUUCAAGAAACGCUACACCUUCAAGAUGCACCUGCUGACCCACAUCCAGGCUGUUGCAAACCGCAGGUUCAAGUGCGAAUUCUGUGACCAUGUCUGUGAGGACAAGAAACUGCUCCUCAACCACCAGCUCCAGCACAUUAAUGACAAGCCCUUCCGCUGCAGCCUGUGCGCCUAUGCUACUGUCCGCGAGGACUUCCUGCUCUCCCACGUGGCUGUCAAGCACACAGGAGGGAAGCCGUUUGCCUGUGAGUUCUGCCACUUCACCACCAAGCACAAGAAGAACCUGCGCCUCCACAUCCAGUGCCGCCACAUGGAGAGCUUUGAGGAGUGGCUGCAGCGCCACCCAGAAGAGCCCCCCUGCCGCCGCCGGCCUUUCUUCACCCUCCAGCAGAUUGAGCAGCUGAAGCAGCAACACAACCAAAGUCAGGGGUCUGUGGAGGCCACUGCGCCCAGUCCACCCGUUGCCUUCCAAAUGGUUCAGGCCACCCCGGAUCUGCCAGAGCCCCCCGUCUCUUCCCAGGAGGCCCUGGAGGGGACCACCAUCAUCUACGAGCCAGAUGUGGAGGGCUCCGCUGAACUGGCCACACGGACAGCACUGGACCUACUGCUGAGCAUGAGCGGCCAGCGUGAGCUGCCCACCAGCACACUAGAGGUGGCCGUGGUGAAGGCGGACAGCUUGGCCAAAGGUCCAGAGUCCCAGGGGGAGCCAGAGGGAGAGGUGCCCCAGACCCAGGUGCUGACGCUGCACGUGACGGAGCAUCACGAGGCCCUGGUGCAGGAGGCCUAUGAGGACGCAGUGCUGAGCAGCCCCUCUGAGAUCCAGCAGGUCACCAUCCCCUUCAGCCACGCCUCAGAGUACAGCAUCAUCACCCCAAGAGAGGAGGAGGAGGAGGCUGCUGUUGGCAGCACGUUCUACAGAGAAGGGGAGGAAGAGGAGGAGGAGAUGGAGCAGAGCCCCAGUGAGGCCGUGCAGUCUGUGAUCAAGGACAUGAUGACCCCUGGCAGCAGUCAUGCGCCCGAGAGCCACCUCCAGUCCUCCCCGCCUUCUGCUAAGCAGAUGGACGGAGAUCCUGCAGAGGCCCAAGGCAGCAUCCGGUGGCCACUGGUCCAGUGCCUGGCCUGGCAGGCCCACAGGGCUGUGGCACUGGCAUCGGGGGAUCAGGAGGUGGCCCCUGCCAAGGCUGGGGUGCCCCCACUGCCCCAAUCCCCCACGGCCAAGCAAGCCUCGUGCAGAUCUGCUGGCCCCAAGAAGGUCCUAAGCAAAGGCGCCUCGGCCAAGACCUUCUCCUGCAAGAUCUGCACAGCCGCCUUCACCGGCCGAGCCGAGAUGGAGAGCCACAAGCGAGCCCAUGUUGGACCCAGCGCCUUCAAGUGUCCCGAUUGCCCCUUCACAGCAGCUGCCUGGACCGAAGUCCGGAGCCACAUGGGUCAGCAUGCCAGCCUCCGACCCCACAAGUGCCAGCACUGCAGCUUUGCUUCCAAGAACAAGAAGGACCUGCGCCGACACAUGCUGACCCACACCAAUGAGAAGCCCUUUGCGUGCCACAUCUGCGGGCAGAGAUUCAACCGCAAUGGGCACCUGAAAUUCCACGUCCAGAGGCUGCACCGGUCAGAAGGGAAGCCGGAAGCUGAGCUGCCCCCCACUGCCGCCCAGACAAUCAUCUUGAACAGUGAUGAGGAGGCGUUGGCCACCCUGAAGACUCUGCAGUCCAGUCAGGCUGUGCUAGCACCUGAGCGACUCCAGCAGGCUCUGGGGCAGGAGCACAUCAUCAUGACGCAGGAGCAGAGCACCACCGGCCAGGAUGAAGCCACCUACAUCCAGGAGAUCAUGACAACGGCAGAUGGGCAGAUGGUGCAGCACCUGGUGACGGCAGAGAAUCAGGUCCAGUACAUCAUCACCCAGGAUGGUGUCCAGCCCCUUCUCCCCCACGAAUAUGUGGUCCUGCCCGAGGGUCACCACCUCCAGGUCCAGGAUGGACAGAUCACCCACAUCCAGUAUGAACAAAGUGGACAGUUUCUGCAGGAGUCCCAGAUCCAGUAUGUCCCAGUGUCACCAGGACAGCAGCUUGUCACUCAGGCUCAACUGGAAGCAGCAGCUCACUCGGCGGUGACAGCGGUGGCUGACGCAGCCAUGGCCCAAGCACAAGGCCCAUUCAGCGCCGACGCAGCCACGGACCAGAUCCACCAGCUGCAACCGGGAGUCCACUACGACAUCAUCACGGUGGCAGAGUAGCCAUCACCUCCUCCCUUGACCAGCAUGGACCAGUCUCCUGGUUGCAUCAGAGGAGUAUCAGUGACAUCGGGACUGGCGCCCUGUCCAGACCGGCCGUACCUUCGGACAUUUCUCAGCAUGUGGCACAGCUGGUGUCCUUUUCGCUUUGGGUGGCAUCAGUCUUUUGGGCAAUGGGCCGUAGCCUGUGAACUGGCAGGGUUUGCCCUGUCCUACCCUGGCUGUGGGCAACUGGACCCAGAAAGAGAGACUUUUUUUGGCAGAUACUAUGCACGGAGAGGAGCCCCCCUCCUCCGAGGGUCAGUUCCCUUAUGGGCUUGGAGGGAAGUUGGUGGUCAGCCUUGGGUGAUCUUCCCAAUAAAAUAAAGGCAGCAGCAUGUGAGAGUGA